This is a messenger RNA of Bradysia coprophila, 1339 nucleotides long. RefSeq lists its product as uncharacterized. NCBI's taxonomy places the organism in Eukaryota, Metazoa, Arthropoda, Insecta, Diptera, Sciaridae. Gene Ontology annotation, cellular component: cytoplasm. The record is from RefSeq and is a predicted model, not a curated record.
UUCGUUCAGCAUUGUUGUGUCAGUUUCGCGGCAUACACAGAACUAGCAACUGAAUCGUUUGGAUAUUUAAGUUUAAAUUAAUGUCAUUUCCAAUUAAACACAUUCCUGUGAUAUACCCAAACAACAAUGCGAAUGGGUGACGAUGAUAUGCCCAGUUUAGAAUACAUUGAGGACCCAUACUUUCCAAAACUAUCGCAACAUGCAACCCCAUCAUUUGACGACGAAUACACCGAAUUCGAUACGCGAUCGUUGAACAACGAUGGAACGGAAUGGUCACCUGAAACGGAAUUGUAUUUGCGUUCGAUGCCAUUGGACGAAAUAUUUUGCAUUGUUGACGAUCAAGACUUGCAGCGCGUUGAAGCUGAAUUGAGUCCAAUUAAUAAUUGUGCUAAUGAUCGCAAAAGAGAUUCGUUUCUGAAACGAUUUCUGACCAAAAAAUCGAUGCGUGAUGUUCGCGUAACAUUUAUCGAUUUCUCCAAACCGUACCUGGCUAAAAUAUCGAGCAGUGAUAAUUACAAGAAUUUUUUAAACAUUGGAAAUUCAGACGGUUCCGAAAAGCUGUCUGACAAUUCCCCGGGAUCAGCGUCUGUAACAUCAUUCGGAUCAGCCGAAUUCGCCGAAGAGUUCAACGGACUUUCUGUCGAAGAACAAGAUCGCCUUAGAGCAGAAUGGAGUCAGGAACUGUCCAGAGUCGAAGAAGAAAUUACAACGCUGCGUACAGUUUUGGCGUCGAAGGUUCGACAUGCCGGCGAACUGAAAAGGAAAUUGGGCAUAACCGUUUGGAAGGAGAUUUCGGAUGAUAUGAAUCAGGGCAUCAAAACUGUUAAGGAAAGCACGGUCUACCAGAAAACCGAAUCCGCAUUAAAAACAACAGCUGAAAAGACAUCGUCAAUUUUCGGCGGAAUUACAAGUGGCCUCAGUUCUAGAUUAUCACAGAUGAAAAAGUCUGAUUCGUAUAAAACGUUAGAAGAGAAGGUUGGCAGUGCCUACGAAAAUGUUAAGGGAAAGGUGACCACUCCAUCACGUUCCGGUUCAAUGAAUAGUUUCGACGAUGGACGUUCUGCUUCAGGACUACAAUCACCAACCAUUCCCGAAGAGAAAGCCAUGCCAUAAAAUCCGUCCCGGAAUCCUUCUUUACUUUAAUUCAUAACAAUAAUUGUCGUAAUUUUAUAAAGUAUGCGCCACAGCAAGAAAGAAAGACCCCUAAGCGUUAAAAAUUGAAAUGAAUUGAGUGGAACAGCAGCUCAUUUUGCACCAUGUGAGUGUGUGUGUUUCUAAUCAAAUUGAAUCUUGAUGAAAAAAAAAUGUAUUUUUUUGCAAUUAAACAAAUUUGUUCUUA